This is a messenger RNA of Eptesicus fuscus (big brown bat), 2633 nucleotides long. It is a transcript of the gene NSF, whose product is annotated as N-ethylmaleimide sensitive factor, vesicle fusing ATPase. Gene Ontology annotation, molecular function: ATP hydrolysis activity; ATP binding. Gene Ontology annotation, biological process: Golgi to plasma membrane protein transport; intra-Golgi vesicle-mediated transport; SNARE complex disassembly. The record is from RefSeq and is a predicted model, not a curated record. Lineage: Eukaryota; Metazoa; Chordata; Mammalia; Chiroptera; Vespertilionidae. Gene Ontology annotation, cellular component: Golgi stack. Bases 38 to 2254 code for a protein of 738 amino acids. The transcript has 21 exons.
CCGAGCUGCAGCCGCGGAGCCGGACGUGUCCGCGAAGAUGGCGGGUCGGAGUAUGCAAGCUGCGAGAUGUCCUACAGAUGAAUUAUCUUUAACCAACUGUGCAGUUGUGAAUGAAAAAGAUUUCCAGUCUGGCCAGCAUGUGAUUGUGAGGACCUCUCCCAACCACAGGUACACAUUUACACUGAGGACCCAUCCAUCAGUGGUUCCAGGGAGCAUCGCAUUCAGCUUACCUCAGCGAAAAUGGGCUGGACUUUCUAUUGGGCAAGAAAUAGAAGUGUCCUUAUAUACGUUUGACAAGACCAAACAAUGUGUUGGCACAAUGACCAUCGAGAUUGAUUUCCUGCAGAAAAAAAGCAUCGACUCCAAUCCUUAUGAUACCGACAAGAUGGCAGGAGAAUUUAUUCAACAGUUCAACAACCAGGCAUUCUCAGUGGGACAACAGCUUGUAUUUAGCUUCAAUGAAAAGCUUUUUAGCUUAGUAGUAAAGGAUAUUGAAGCCAUGGAUCCCAGCAUCCUGAAGGGAGAGCAGGGGACAGGUAAAAGACAAAAGAUUGAACUAGGACUGGUUCUUGGAAAUAGUCAAGUUGCAUUUGAAAAAGCAGAAAAUUCAUCACUCAAUCUUAUUGGCAAAGCUAAAACUAAGGAAAAUCGCCAGUCUAUCAUCAAUCCUGACUGGAACUUUGAAAAAAUGGGAAUAGGAGGUCUGGACAAGGAAUUUUCAGAUAUUUUUCGACGAGCAUUUGCUUCCCGAGUGUUUCCUCCAGAGAUUGUGGAACAGAUGGGUUGCAAACAUGUUAAAGGCAUCCUGUUAUAUGGGCCCCCAGGUUGUGGUAAGACUCUCUUGGCUCGACAGAUUGGCAAGAUGUUGAAUGCAAGAGAGCCCAAAGUGGUCAAUGGGCCAGAAAUUCUUAACAAAUACGUGGGAGAAUCAGAAGCUAACAUUCGUAAACUCUUUGCUGAUGCUGAAGAGGAGCAAAGGAGGCUUGGUGCUAACAGUGGUUUGCACAUCAUCAUCUUUGAUGAAAUUGAUGCCAUCUGCAAGCAGAGAGGGAGCAUGGCUGGUAGCACAGGAGUCCAUGACACUGUCGUCAACCAGUUGCUAUCCAAAAUUGACGGGGUAGAACAGCUGAACAACAUCUUAGUCAUUGGAAUGACCAACAGACCAGAUCUGAUAGAUGACGCUCUCCUUCGACCUGGAAGACUGGAAGUUAAAAUGGAAAUAGGCUUACCAGAUGAAAAAGGUCGACUACAAAUCCUUCACAUCCACACAGCAAGGAUGAGAGGGCAUCAGUUACUCUCUGCAGACGUAGAUAUUAAAGAACUGGCCACAGAGACCAAGAAUUUCAGCGGUGCUGAAUUGGAGGGUCUGGUGCGAGCGGCACAAUCCACUGCUAUGAACAGACACAUAAAGGCCAGUACUAAAGUUGAAGUGGACAUGGAAAAAGCAGAGAGCCUGCAGGUGACAAGGGGAGAUUUCCUUGCUUCUUUGGAGAAUGAUAUCAAACCAGCAUUUGGCACAAACCAAGAGGAUUAUGCAAGUUACAUUAUGAAUGGUAUUAUCAAAUGGGGUGAUCCAGUUACUCGAGUUCUAGAAGAUGGAGAGCUGCUGGUCCAGCAGACGAAAAACAGUGACCGCACACCAUUGGUUAGCGUCCUGUUGGAAGGCCCUCCUCACAGUGGGAAGACUGCCUUAGCUGCAAAGAUUGCAGAGGAAUCCAACUUCCCCUUCAUCAAGAUCUGUUCUCCUGAUAAGAUGAUUGGCUUUUCUGAGACAGCCAAGUGUCAGUCCAUGAAGAAGAUCUUCGAUGAUGCUUACAAAUCCCAACUGAGUUGUGUAGUUGUGGAUGAUAUUGAGAGACUGCUUGAUUAUGUCCCUAUUGGCCCUCGAUUUUCUAAUCUGGUAUUACAGGCUCUUCUUGUGUUACUGAAAAAGGCUCCUCCUCAGGGCCGCAAGCUUCUUAUUAUUGGGACCACUAGCCGCAAAGAUGUCCUUCAGGAGAUGGAAAUGCUUACCGCUUUCAGCACCACCAUCCACGUGCCCAACAUUGCCACAGGAGAGCAGCUGUUGGAAGCUUUGGAGCUUUUGGGCAACUUUAAGGAUAAGGAACGUACCAUAAUUGCACAGCAAGUAAAAGAUAAAAAGGUCUGGAUAGGAAUCAAGAAGCUGCUAAUGUUGAUCGAAAUGUCCCUACAGAUGGAUCCUGAAUACCGUGUGAGAAAAUUCUUGGCUCUCUUAAGAGAAGAAGGAGCGUAAUCGCUCCCUUGACUUUGAAAAUGGACUAUUUGCAAACACAUAGUGACCAAGGUAGAGAUGGCCUGGGAUCGUCACUGGAUUUACUCAAGACCCUAAAUGAAGUGAAUUGUUCCCUGCCUUCAACACGUGCUCACUCUGCAUGAUCAGUGCAAUAAAAGUCCCCUCCUUGUGCUUAUCGAGAUAGUCCACUCCUUUGUGGAAGGUACAGACUUGCUUUAGAAUGCUGUGCUUACCUUUCCCUGCAAGCUAAGAUGAUUCCUUCUUCCUCAGUCUUUAAGUGUGGGAGAUGCACUGUACUUGUGAACACUACUCAUUUUAAGCUCCAUACUCUCCCCUCCACCCAGGAACUCUCAAUAAAUGUAAUGAUGUUGCAGGACAA